ACAGUGACAAUUAUCCUAGAAAAAAAACAUGUACUUAACCACUGGACGGCAAGCCAACAUUACUGCAAAAACAUAAUAAAUCUACGUAACAACAAAUUAACUAUCAAAAGAAGACAUCUUUGACAGCAAGAGGGGAAAUUCUUAUGAUCAGAUACAGAUCAGAUACUAUAUAGAUGUGACAGGCUCCAAUUUUCGUUGAUACUAAUAUCCAUUUCCAUGUCCUGACAUAGCUCUGGAUCAUGGAGAAGGGGCAGGAGAUAGGAGCGUCAGCCGGCGAGAAAGGUUCAGAGCAGCACGCCAUUGACGUCCGCCCCGGCGAGCAUGGCGCCAUCGGAGUCGUCGCCGGCGCCGCUGCAGAAGCACCGGAGAAGGAGAGAUUGGCUGUUGUUGAAGAGGAGCCCAGGAAGAAAAGCAAGAGGGUUGCAGCUCUUGAUGCCUUUAGAGGGCUAACCAUUGUGCUAAUGAUACUGGUGGAUGAUGCCGGUGGGGCUUACGAGCGGAUGGACCAUUCACCAUGGAACGGAUGCACCUUGGCAGAUUUCGUCAUGCCCUUCUUCCUCUUCAUCGUCGGCGUCGCAAUCGCCUUCGCGUUGAAGAGAGUUCCAAAGUUGGGUGCAGCUGUGAAGAAGAUCACCAUCAGAACACUGAAAAUGCUCUUCUGGGGCCUGCUACUGCAAGGUGGAUAUUCACAUGCACCGGAUGACCUGUCUUAUGGGGUGGAUAUGAAGAAGAUAAGAUGGUGUGGCAUCCUCCAGAGGAUAGCUUUGGUGUACUUCGUGGUUGCUCUGAUAGAGGCAUUCACCACAAAAGUUCGGCCUACGACAGUGCGGUCCGGUCCAUAUGCAAUCUUCCACGCAUACCGAUGGCAAUGGCUAGGCGGUUUUGUCGCGUUAUUCAUUUACAUGGUCACCACAUUCUCUCUAUAUGUCCCGGAUUGGAGCUAUGUCUACCACAACGAUGGCGAUGUUAAUGACGGGAAGCAAUUUACGGUACAAUGUGGUGUGAGAGGUCAUCUGGACCCUGCCUGCAACGCAGUUGGUUAUGUUGAUAGGGUGGUUUGGGGAAUCAAUCAUCUCUACACGCAGCCAGUUUGGAUCCGAUCAAAGGAUUGUACAUUUAGCUCACCAAGGGCAGGUCCUCUCCGAGCUGAUGCUCCAGCAUGGUGUCUUGGGCCUUUUGAACCAGAAGGCUUAUUAAGUUCAAUAUCAUCGAUUCUGUCAGGGACAAUUGGGAUCCAUUAUGGACAUGUUCUCGUUCAUUUCAAGACCCACAGAGAGAGACUGAGACACUGGCUUCUGCUGGGAUUUUCUCUCCUUGCACUCGGCAUUCUUCUCCACUUCACAAAUGCCAUUCCAAUCAACAAGCAACUCUACAGCUUAAGCUAUGUCUGCUUCACGGCUGGUGCAGCUGGAGUAGUUCUUUCAGCUUUCUACAUAUUGAUUGAUGUCUGGGGACUAAGAACACCAUUCUUGUUCCUGGAGUGGAUUGGCAUGAAUGCCAUGCUUGUGUUUGUUCUAGCAGCACAGGCAAUAUUUCCAGCAUUUGUCAAUGGAUGGUACUAUGAUUCACCAGGCAAUACUCUUGUUAGCUGGAUCCAGAAGCAUGUGUUUAUCAAUGUAUGGCACUCACAAAGGUUGGGAACACUGCUGUAUGUCAUAUUUGGGGAGAUUGUCUUCUGGGGUGUUGUGUCAGGCAUCUUGCACAAGCUGGGAAUUUAUUGGAAACUAUGAGGAUUUUGGAUUUAAGUGUAAACAGCGCUAAGGAGAACCAAUUACUGUUGCUUUUACAGAUAAAGUCUGGUUUCUGAUUUGCAUGUGAUAUUAUUUUGUAUGAUGCUAUUAUUUGUAUAAUCGAAGCAAAAAUGAGAUACAUAUAUUUUAAUCUUUGAAGCAUUCUUUAGGAUAUUGAUGUUGAUGUAGUAAGUGGCCAUAUAUAUGCUUGUUCAGUGUGACAAUAUGCUAUUUACCAAAAAUCAGUAUGUAUAUCCCCUCAUGAUUUUUGUAGAUAAUGGAAGUUUUAAUUAAACUGAGUUGAUUACAUCAAGGUGAUACUACUUCACUGAGAACA
Messenger RNA from Oryza sativa Japonica Group (Japanese rice), 2067 nucleotides. RefSeq lists its product as uncharacterized. The record is from RefSeq and is a predicted model, not a curated record. NCBI's taxonomy places the organism in Eukaryota, Viridiplantae, Streptophyta, Magnoliopsida, Poales, Poaceae.